AGACACAGACUGACUUUAACUGAUUCCCUGCCUGUCUCUUGAAUUGUGCUUUGUUUACGUAGGCAUUUCCUUCUUGCUUUGACUCACCUGCUCCAGUUUUAUAGCCACUUUUUUCAACCUUUUUCUUCUAAAAAGAAGUUGACUGGGAAGUGCUAGAAAGGUAUCCACUGUAACAGUUACCUGCAUUUCCUCUCCAACAAUAGCACCUGUUACUCUAAAGGUGGAACCCUCUUUGUUACAAGAUUAAUAGGUAGCAUCUAUCUCCUAUAUAAUGGAUGGUUUCUACAUGGUGGUGCCACACCCAUUUCAGUCUCUAGAUUUUCAUAGAUGCCCCUAGUUGGAUCAUAGAUAUGUGUCAGAAACUGGAUACAAGAUAGAAGCAUCUACUGCUGUUUCCAGUAUAGCAGAAGGAAGAAAGAGCUGAAUAUUCCAGGAACAGUAAAUGGUGGAAGAAUAUCCAAUUUCUGUGGAAAAAUCAGUCGACUUGUUUGUUUUAUUGACAUGCAUGAAAUGGCAGCAAUGAAGACACCUGGUGUUCCAGGUGAGGAAAUGAUCACCUGGUUUUCUUCUGCACUGACAAACAGGACUGAUUUUACUUACUUGAAAGAAUACGUGAUAUUUGUGAUCAAUCCUUUGUGGCUACUUGUGCCUUUGAUAUUGUUAUAUUCAAUAUAUUCAUUUAUGUAUAUUUUUGGCUGUUUCGGCUCAUUUAUAAUUUAUGUUUACAAGAAGAAGACCAACCUACCAGAAGACACUUACAGCGAACCUUGGAACAAAGUAAGACAAGCUAUUUCACAAGUUGUGAGUGCAGGUGGGAAAAUAUUACAUGGCUAUGAGGUUAUUGGCAUGGAACAUAUACCUGAAGGACCAGGGAUUAUUACUUUUUACCAUGGAGCUAUUGUUUUUGAUUAUGCCUUUCUUGUAGCUAACAUUUUUGCAGAAAAGGGGAGAGUAUGCCAUUCUCUAGUUGACCAUACUAUGGUCAAAUUACCAGGAUUGAAAUUGGCCCUUGAUGCAAUCCAUUGUAAAAAUUACACCAAAGCAGAAUGCUUGGAAAUCCUGAAGAAAGGCAAUUUAUUGGGACUUGCACCUGGUGGACUUAGAGAGGGAAAUUUUAGCGAUCAGUAUUAUAAUCUGAUGUGGGGUAACCGUACCGGUUUUGCUCAACUGGCUUUAGAUGCUAAAGUGCCAAUAAUCCCUAUGUUUACCCAAAACCUUCGUGAAGGAUACAGAUCAACUGGAAAAACAUGGUUGUCAAGAUGGUUGUAUGAACAUACUCGAUUCCUAGUCCUUCCCACAUAUGGAGGGUUUCCAGUGAAAUUUCGCACAUAUAUUGGAGAACCUAUCCCAUAUGAUCCAAAUAUAACAGCUAAGGAACUGGCUGAAAAAGCAAAGACUGCAAUUGAACAUCUUCGAGACAGAUAUCAAAAACGGCCAGGAAAUAUAUUAAGAGCUCUACUUGAACGCUUUGAGAAACAUCACAAAGAUAUCUAAGUUUUCCAUAACGUUUUCACAUCACAUUUGUGUCCAUAUACAUGUAGUAAGAAGUAUUAAUAAUUAUGUGAUUGAUGCUGCUAUUGUGUACAAGAUAACUUGGACAUAAGCCCUAUGCUCCACUAUGGGGCUAAAAGAUGAAUGAAUGUGCACACAGUUGGGGGGAUUAAUAUAGCAAUUAUUUUUAUUAUAUACAUAUUGUCAAGACCCAGGCUACAGAACACCAAUAACCAUGCGCAGAGGCCGGAUUCUAUCUAAUAUCUUUAUUAUAGGAAUAUAUAAAGUCAAUAAAAACAAGUGAAGAAUAUAGUUCAGAAGUAGAUCUUCCAGGAAAGGUCAAAUAUAGUCCAGGAAAACAAUGUCCAAUAUGUGAUAUUAGAGUCCAAAGUUAUAAUCCAAUAACCGAAACACACACUUUGCCAAGCAAUAGUGUGGGGAGAUGACAAGGUCUUUUAGUCCAUUGAAGCUUGACAACAAGGCUGGAAAACAAACUUGAUACUUGGCUAGACAAGACUUGAUACGAGGCGAACAAGAAGCAAGAAUAAGGUCCGUGGUGAGGUCCGUGGUCAAACUAGGCAGGCUUGGAACUUGGUUCGGGAAACAAGGAACUGGGGAUUACGAAGUCCACACACGAUCUCACUCCUCAAGCUGACGAGUUGACUCCGCAAGGUUUCCUUCACGGCAAAACACCUAAAUAGGGUCUCGUUUCCCGCCAGAAGAACACUUUCCCUGGAGAACUAGAAGUGAAACCCAACUCUGUCCAGAUGCAUGACUCCUUAGAAUUUCCCAAGGGAAGCAGACCUAAUCAGCUAAUUGUUUGGCUGCGAUUCUGAGGCUCCGGCGAUUCGCCUCCCUCGCUCCUCUAUCUCUAUUAUAAUUGUCCUUUCGAGAAAACGGGGGAGAAUUCUGCCCAAGGCUUGUUUGGCUGACUUCUUGAGGGCAAACAUCCUCCAGGUGCAGAGGCUCCGAUUCUGGCUGAACCGGUGAAAAACCCAUGUUUUCUUCUUCGUCUGCCACAACAGUGCUAGGAACGGGACUACAAGGCCCAUGAGACAUCACACAUAUAGAUGCUACAUGUGAAUGUGUGUAUGCAUAAUUUUAAAACAGCAGGUGUCACAAGUUUUUUUCUGAAUAUUUAUUCAUUAGUGUCAUUAACAGACAUAACUUAAUAUUAAUUAAUAAGCAAAUAAUCUUGGCUUCUGGUUUCUUCAGUUGUUAAAUAUAUCAUCCACCUAAAAAUGUUACUGAUGGAGUGUUCUCAAGAUGAGGACUAGGUCUUCCUAAUCUUAAAACCUAUUCUCAAGCAUACUGUUUGGCUUGGGACCCUUCCACACAUGACUAAAACCCAGGUUAAAAUAACCCUCUUCAGCAUGGAUUCUAGUCCCCACCCACCAAGCCAAAUCCCAGGCUUUCCCGAGAGGGAGCAGGAGCUACAUGCCUUCCCAAUUGAAAUCGGGAUGGCAUGAAAACACCCCAAAGCUCUCAAUUUCCCCUCUAAAUCUUACUAAAAAGAGUCCCUGGAUGCCAUGGAGCCUCUCUUAGCAUCCUCCUGGAGUGGGAAAAUGAUGCCUGAGGAGAAGGGAGGGGUGAGGAAGAAAUCCCCUUCUCGCCCACCCCCCAGUCUUCCCAAACAUGGUUUUUACUGGAGGCAUCAUUAGGUAAAACUGAGACAGUAAAAACAGAGACAGGUUCUGCAUUUUGGGCCUGUUUGGAUGGACCUUUGGUUGAAGAGCUGGUUGUUUUUA
Messenger RNA from Anolis carolinensis (green anole), 3239 nucleotides. Its product is annotated as monoacylglycerol/Diacylglycerol O-acyltransferase. NCBI's taxonomy places the organism in Eukaryota, Metazoa, Chordata, Lepidosauria, Squamata, Anolidae. Bases 502 to 1494 code for a protein of 330 amino acids. The record is from RefSeq and is a predicted model, not a curated record. The transcript is spliced from 7 exons. Gene Ontology annotation, molecular function: acyltransferase activity.